UAUACGCCGAGGUCUUUAGAUGAAUUCGUUAAGCACCAGCCGAAGGCGUGGCAGUAUAGUAAAUUUAUAUUGUAUUUCCAUAUCUGGAUGGAUCUCGGCAUUUUAAUGCAAGACGGAAAUUUUAAUGAUCCCGGACACUGGACAUGAGGAAUAAUUAAAUACUAGCGUUUAGAUGUGCGACAACAAUAACCCAGAAUAACUGGGGUAGAGAUUGACGUUCCGUUCCUUAAAAAUACUCAAUGGCUAUCAAGCUUAGCUUCGAUCCAUGUAGUCUUUCCUAUAAGCACUUGUCGCUACUCCUUCUAAAAACCUUCCUUUUGUUACUCAUCCUUCGAAGUGCCAGUGCAGACUGGUUAAUGGACUGUGGAAACUGUCACUGCAAAUGGAACUCCGGCAAGAAGACAGCCGAUUGUCGCAAUUUGAGCCUGAGCGGGGUACCAGAAUACCUUAGUCCGGAGGUUCAAGUGCUGGAUCUGUCACACAACCAUAUUUUUUACCUGGAGGAGAACGCCUUUUCGACCACCCACUUGCAGAAUCUGCAGAAGCUUCUGAUACGUAAUGGCACUCUGAAACAUAUACACCAGCAAAGCUUCACCCAACUGCAGAUAUUGAUUGAGCUUGACUUGUCCAAUAAUCUUCUGCAAGAGUUGCUACCCAAUGUUUUCGACUGCCUGUCCAAAGUGAGGGCCAUAUUUCUAAAUGGAAACCUGAUACAAAUACUUCCCCAAGGGGUCUUUCGCAACCUUAAGUAUCUGCACAAGAUCGAGCUAAAGCGGAACCGCCUGGUUAGAAUCGAUGCCCAGGCCUUUGUGGGAGUGCCGCUGCUAUCACAGAUCUAUCUGGACAACAAUGAACUAACCAAACUAAGAGUGGAUUGUUUUCAGAGCCUUAAUAAACUCACAGCCUUAUCGCUGGCCGAGAACCCGUGGAAUUGUACCUGUGACCUUCAGAUGUUCCGUGAUUUCGUUAUAGACAUGAAUCUGUAUACUCCGCCCACAGCAUGUCAUUAUCCUUUGCAGUUGCGGGGUCGCCUUUGGAUCGAAGAUCAGCCUGAGGCAUUUGCAUGUAAGCCAAAGAUUGUGUAUCCUGCACUCAGUACUUCCAUUAACACUUCCAAGGAGAAUGUCACGCUUAUAUGCCGCGUGCACGGAUCUCCAAAUACAGUCAUUGCCUGGGACUACAAUAAUCAAGUAUACGAGACUCGCUCUAAGCCGGUAAAAAGUCUGCAAAAACAGCGUAUUUAUAUAGAAAUGUUGCGGGAAAAUGUACCAAAGGUUCAAAAUUUUGGGCAUUAUGUAUUUGUUUCGCGUCUCACCAUAGUAAAUGCCAAGAAAACCGAUGAGGGUGUCUAUACAUGUCUAGCGGAAAAUCCUGGAGGUAAAGAUUCCGUUCAAAUAAGUGUGGUGGUACAAAAGGACUUGCAGCGGAUUCCGCUGAUUGACACGAACCUCUUAGCAAUAAUUUGUCUCAUUGCCAUGGGAUUUCUCAGUAUGUCGAUCCUAUUGUCAUUGGUGACAUGCUUGAUCUUCAAGCGAUUCAAACCAUUUCAUCCUAGUCAGCAUGCCUUUUUGCAACCAACAAGUUAUCCUGCCCAGCAAUUAGGUUGUGAUGAUGUUGCCGGGAUCAGCGCCUUAAGUUCGGGUGUUAUUCAGGAAAAGAAGACUGUGUUGGAUCCAAUGUGUGAUGCUAAUGGAACAUCGAGUAAAAAUUACAAUUUAUUCAAUGCGACCAGUUUAAAUGACAACGAAAUGUACCUAGACGAUCCCCUUGCAACUAGAAAAACUGAAGGCGUAAGAUUGAACACCAAUAGUUAUUUUGGAUAUCUUGACAAUCAGGCAGGCCCUACUUCAUCGCGGGAUCGGGGGCUCUAUUCAAACAAUGCGGGUUUAAACAAUGAAGAGCACAAACAAAAAUAUAAGCUCGACGGAAGUCCUCGACACUUCGAUGAUAAGAGUUUCUCGCUUUCUACUGGCAGCUCAAAUAAGAACAGGCAAAUCGAAGAACAUCAACCGGACCUUUUGCCCUCCAAUGACCCCACUGCCUUUAGGAACAAUGAAGUAAAGCAAGGAAAGAUUAAUCCUCGUAGCCAGUACAAUACCAAUGUGCAAAAGUACCUUAAGGAGAAGUAUGGCAGUGUUCGGAUAGAUGGUAAUAACACUAAUAAGGACAUUAGUGAAAGCGAACUGAAGUCCCAUUGCGCUGACAUGGACAAACCGCCGACAUCUUCGAAGCCACCGUAACUUCAACUUUAGUCUGUCCCUGGAUUUUGAAUCUUAAUCAACCCUACCUCUCUGAGAACUCCACGAGUAAGAAAAGACGCAGAAGAAUCGCAUCCCUUGAAGUAUAAUCAAGAAGAAACGUACCUCGCCUUAUUUCUAUUAGUAAAUUAUGUAUUUUAAAAGUACUUAUAAGAAUAUUUAUUUACACAAUUCUAAGUGUUUUAGCCCACGCACUUAAAGUGAAAAGAAUUAAAUCGUACAGUUUUAAGUGAUG
Drosophila rhopaloa is the source of this 2493-nucleotide messenger RNA. RefSeq names its product leucine-rich repeat-containing protein 24. Bases 240 to 2240 code for a protein of 666 amino acids. NCBI's taxonomy places the organism in Eukaryota, Metazoa, Arthropoda, Insecta, Diptera, Drosophilidae. The record is from RefSeq and is a predicted model, not a curated record. Gene Ontology annotation, molecular function: protein binding. The transcript has 4 exons.